Messenger RNA from Diospyros lotus (date-plum), 764 nucleotides. Its product is annotated as histone H2AX-like. The transcript has 2 exons. Gene Ontology annotation, cellular component: nucleosome. Bases 103 to 540 code for a protein of 145 amino acids. NCBI's taxonomy places the organism in Eukaryota, Viridiplantae, Streptophyta, Magnoliopsida, Ericales, Ebenaceae. Gene Ontology annotation, molecular function: protein heterodimerization activity; structural constituent of chromatin; DNA binding. The record is from RefSeq and is a predicted model, not a curated record.
CUCCUCCAAAACCCACCACCCGCCAAAACUUCUUUUCUGCAACUUCUCUCAAGUCCAAUCCUAACUUUCGAGUUCCUAAACUUCAAAUUCUAAGCCAUCGCCAUGAGUUCCGCACCAGCAGCGCCGGCAUCCAAGACCUUGGGCGGCCGCGGCAAGCCAAGGGCUUCCAAAUCCGUCUCCAGAUCGGAGAAGGCCGGCCUCCAGUUCCCCGUCGGCAGGAUCGCUCGGUUCCUCAAGAAAGGCCGGUACUCCCAGCGCGUUGGCUCCGGCUCUCCCGUCUACCUCUCCGCCGUCCUCGAGUAUCUCGCUGCUGAGGUUCUGGAGCUUGCGGGGAAUGCCGCGAGGGACAACAAGAAGAACAGGAUCGUUCCGAGGCAUAUUCAGUUAGCCGUGAGGAACGACGAGGAACUGAGUAGGCUGCUGGGAUCGGUAACGAUUGCGAACGGAGGAGUUCUUCCGAACAUUCACCAGAAUCUGCUGCCUAAGAAGGCCGCCGGCAAGGGCAAGAGCGACGUUGGAUCGGCGUCUCAGGAGUUCUAGGGCUCUUCUUGUAGAACUUUUGGUAGAGUUCAUGGAUAACUGGAUUGGGGAAUAGGGUUUGUUAGUUGCUUAUGUUUCUCGUUUUGAUGAAUUGCUCUUGUCGAUAAGCUUGUACUGAACUGAACUAGAUUAUCGUGUUCAUAUUAUGGAUGAUCCGCAAUUCCAAUCCCAGAACCUUUUGCUAUCUCGUAAUUUGAUUCCAGUUUCGUUUCUGGAUUGUUGCC